Momordica charantia (bitter melon) is the source of this 2601-nucleotide messenger RNA. Its product is annotated as DUF1336 family protein (DUF1336). The record is from RefSeq and is a predicted model, not a curated record. Lineage: Eukaryota; Viridiplantae; Streptophyta; Magnoliopsida; Cucurbitales; Cucurbitaceae.
UUUGUUAUACGGAAUUUCAUGGAAGGCAACUGCUGAAGCUAAUACGACAGCAAGAACCCUCUCUCUCAAUUCGUGGCACCCAAAUCCGAAACAAAAAAAACAAACCUAAAUUGGAGGAGAAAUUUACGAAGAUACUCCACCAAAUACAAACUUUGAUUUGUGCGUUUCACGUUCCGUUUCUACAACAGAUCCCAUUUUCGUCUUCUUCUUCUUCUUCUGCAAUUCUGUUCUUCAUUCCAUUGUAUUUAAUUUACUCUCAAUCUCAAUCUCAAUCUCAACCUUCCAGCAAUUCUUUUGGCAUUUUUUUUUCUAUUUUAUCAUUUCGAGGAAGAAUCGCCAUCUGGGUGUUUAUUGCUCCUCGAUCCGAUUGUUUUCCGGACCCACCCACCUACCCCUCUCCACGCUUUCCCCUCUCCACCGAGAUCUGGGCGGCAUCACGGAAUCGUUUUUCGACCUUCAUCUGUGUAAUCCCUUUAUCAGUUCUGGUGUCUUGUUCGGUGAAUCGAGCUUGAGGAAGUCCUUUCUCUUUAUUGGAAUUAUUGCGCGUUUCAAUCUUUGGACGGCUAUCAUGGGAGGCUGUGUAUCAACACCGUCAAAAAAAAUUAGAACUCGGAAAAAACUGCAUCAUCAGUUUGGAAAAUAUGGUAAAAAGAUUUCGAGUUCUAUCCCAAGAGCUAUCAAAAAAAGGAAGAGCAGUGCAGGAAAUAGGGUAACUGAUUAUGCUGUCAGUGAGUUUGUUCAUUUGGAUUUUGAGAGUGGUACAACAACUACUUGUAGAAGAUCAGAGGUUUCUAAUUCAACAUUUCACCUCACCCAGCUACAAUGGCUCCACAGUCAAUAUGAUGGAAAUGCAAUUGGCCAAGACGAAGCUUGGUUCGACUCUGUCAGCGUUCUGGAGUCUGAUUCAGACGAUGAAUUCAGUAGUUUGCAUGGAGAUGGUUUUCCAUUAGUGGGAAAUGCAAUCGGGAACAUCUCAAGUGGCCAAGUGGUUCAGUACGAAAGAUCAUGCUUUCUGGAAAAUAGGUGCAAGUAUGAAGAAUACCACGAAAGCUUUCUAAAAAUAGAUGGAGGAAAAUCAGAAAAUAUCAAGAACAAGGACGGAUUGGGUCUGAUAAGUAGCCAAGGCCAUGAAAUUUGCAGCAAGAGGAGGUCAAUGUUAGAUCAUUCUUAUGGCAGCUUCAAAGGUAUAAAAGAGGAUUGGCGUACUUCUACAGAGAAGAAUCAAGAGAAUACGUUUAAGUCUGCCUUACCUCGUAUGGUUCCCUCUCUCAGUUUCAAUGAGAAGAUUCUGAAUUCUCAGGCUCCUCAGGCACCCAAAAAGCAGUCAGCAGUUUUCAGGCUUUCUUUAAAGAGACGGUCAUGCGAAGGAGAAGAAACCAUAGAAAAGUGCGAAUCAAAGAAGUAUCUGUACCGUCCUAGAGCCGGACAUAUACCAUGUUCUUCAGGAGAGAAACCAACCCCAGGAUGCUGGUCCGAGAUUCCACCAUCAACUUUCAAACUCCGUAGUGAAAGCUACUUCAAAGAUAAGAAGAAAUAUCCUGCUCCAAAUACCAGUCCUUAUGUUCCAAUUGGUGUCGAUUUAUUUAUGUGUCCCAAAAAAAUUAAUCACAUUGCUCAACACCUGGAGCUUCCUUCUGUGAAAUCUGAUGCAAAAGUGCCUACUCUACUAAUUGUAAACAUUCAGUUGCCCGCUUAUCCUGCUGCAAUGUUCCUUGGUGAUAGUGAUGGGGAGGGAAUGAGUCUUGUUUUGUAUUUCAAAGUUUCUGAGAAGUUUGAGAAGGACGUCUCUCUUCAUUAUCAGGAAAGUAUCAAGAAAUUGGUUGAUGAUGAGAUGGAAAAAAUCAAAGGAUUUACGAAAGAUUCUACUGUUCCAUUCAGGGAAAGGCUAAAAAUUAUGGCAGGGGUGGUUAAUCCAGAGGAGCUCCAUUUGAGCUCUACUGAAAGGAAGCUCGUUAGUGCUUAUAACGAAAAACCUGUCCUUUCACGGCCUCAGCACAGUUUUUACAAGGGACAAAAUUACUUCGAGAUAGAUCUUGACAUUCAUCGUUUCAGCUACAUAUCAAGAAAGGGACUUGAAUCAUUCCGAGAACGUUUGAAACAUGGAAUACUCGAUCUUGGUCUAACCAUCCAGGCACAAAAACCUGAAGAACUGCCAGAGCAAGUUCUGUGUUGUGUGAGGCUGAAUAAGAUUGAUUUUAUGGGUCAUGACAUUCCCACAUUAGUGACCCCUGAAGAAGAUUGAUACUGAUCGAUAGUACAGUACAUUUCUCGAUUUGCCACGACAUGUCGUUACUGGAGCUGCUCUACAAAAGCAGGUAGAUGGCAUCUGUUUUCAACACACCGAAAUACCGCCCCUCUGGUUCUUCUAUAUAAUACGAAAGUAUCCUCGAGUUUUUGGCCAGUAAAUCACUCUUCUUCUUCCCAACCCAGAAGCAAGCCUGCACUGGGCAAUGCCUCGAUGCCAUGUUAACAGUUUACACCCCUUUUCUCACUGUAUAUGUUUAUUACAUUGUCCUGAUAAUAAGAGCCAAUAAUUUAUUUGAAAUGCAGAUCAGAGCAUAACUCAACUCAAGACAUCAAUAAUCUUCCUUAUGAGUAGCA